CGGUCGCUCGGCCAGUGGCAGGGAGCAUGGCGGCCCCCGUGUACCCGGCCUGGGUCACCCGCUGGGUGUCCGGGCAGUGGCGGCAGAAGAAGCGGCCCCCGGUGCUCCGCCCCACCCGGCCGCUGGUGCUGGCCAACAAGGUGGCGAACCGCAAGGAGAAGGCGGGGGAAGCAACAUGCAUUACGGAGAUGUCAGUAAUGAUGGCCUGCUGGAAACAGAAUGACUUCAAUGACGCAGCCUGUGCCGAGGAGAUACGGACGUUCUAUGACUGCGUGGCAAAAGCAGAAAAGGAGCGCAAGAAUCUAAACGAGGACACCUUGUCACCCCAGGGAAACAUGCCUUCAAGCAAAGUAAACAAGCUCCUGAGGAGGUUUCCCCAGAUCACACGUUAUGUAUAAUGUGCUUUACUAAAGGAACUGCAGACAGGCAAUUACAGUUGGAGACUUUGGUGAAAAGUACACUGGAUGUCAGGCAGUAUGUUUCAGUACUGAGGUAUGGUGCUUGACCUCGCUUUUGUUUUCAGAGUAAAAAACACAUGUCCUGACCAUCA
Messenger RNA from Melopsittacus undulatus (budgerigar), 550 nucleotides. RefSeq names its product coiled-coil-helix-coiled-coil-helix domain containing 1 (gene CHCHD1). NCBI's taxonomy places the organism in Eukaryota, Metazoa, Chordata, Aves, Psittaciformes, Psittaculidae. Gene Ontology annotation, cellular component: mitochondrial ribosome; mitochondrion; nucleoplasm. The record is from RefSeq and is a predicted model, not a curated record. Gene Ontology annotation, biological process: mitochondrial translation. The transcript has 3 exons. Bases 27 to 398 code for a protein of 123 amino acids. Gene Ontology annotation, molecular function: RNA binding.